This is a messenger RNA of Phodopus roborovskii (desert hamster), 1744 nucleotides long. RefSeq names its product cyclin dependent kinase 10 (gene Cdk10). The coding region runs from base 40 to 1122 and encodes 360 amino acids. Gene Ontology annotation, cellular component: nucleus. Gene Ontology annotation, biological process: regulation of mitotic cell cycle; protein phosphorylation. The record is from RefSeq and is a predicted model, not a curated record. Gene Ontology annotation, molecular function: ATP binding; cyclin-dependent protein serine/threonine kinase activity. The transcript is spliced from 13 exons. NCBI's taxonomy places the organism in Eukaryota, Metazoa, Chordata, Mammalia, Rodentia, Cricetidae.
CGCGUUGGAAGUGGGCGGUGGGGCGGCACCGGCUUUGGCAUGGCGGAGGUGGACCUUGAGUCAGAUCAGAUCCGACUGAAGUGUAUCCGUAAGGAAGGUUUCUUCACCGUGCCUCCAGAACAUAGGCUUGGAAGAUGCCGGAGCGUUAAGGAGUUUGAGAAGCUGAACCGAAUUGGCGAGGGCACCUAUGGCAUUGUGUAUAGGGCCCGGGAUACCCAGACAGAUGAAAUUGUUGCCCUGAAGAAGGUACGGAUGGACAAAGAAAAAGAUGGCAUUCCCAUCAGCAGCCUUCGUGAGAUCACAUUGCUCUUACGUCUCCGCCAUCCAAACAUUGUGGAGCUGAAGGAGGUGGUUGUGGGCAAUCACCUGGAGAGCAUCUUUCUGGUGAUGGGUUACUGUGAACAAGAUCUGGCCAGCCUAUUGGAAAAUAUGCCAACACCCUUCUCUGAGGCCCAGGUUAAAUGCAUCAUGCUACAGGUGCUUCGUGGCCUUCAGUACCUGCACAGGAACUUCAUCAUCCACAGGGACUUAAAGGUGUCCAACUUGCUCAUGACAGAUAAGGGCUGUGUAAAGACAGCUGAUUUUGGCCUGGCUCGGGCCUAUGGUGUUCCAGUAAAGCCAAUGACUCCCAAGGUUGUCACCCUCUGGUACCGAGCCCCAGAGCUGCUGCUUGGAACUACUACCCAGACUACCAGCAUUGACAUGUGGGCUGUUGGCUGUAUCCUGGCAGAGCUGCUGGCUCAUAAGCCCCUUCUCCCUGGUACUUCGGAGAUCCACCAGAUCGACUUGAUUGUGCAGCUGCUGGGGACUCCGAGUGAGAAUAUCUGGCCGGGUUUCUCCAAGCUGCCGUUAGCCGGCCAGUACAGCUUGAGGAAACAGCCCUACAACAACCUCAAACACAAGUUCCCGUGGCUCUCAGAGGCCGGACUUCGUCUGCUCAAUUUCCUCUUCAUGUAUGACCCUAAGAAAAGGGCAACCGCAGGGGACUGUCUGGAGAGCUCCUACUUCAAAGAAAAGCCCCUACCCUGCGAGCCGGAACUCAUGCCCACUUUCCCCCACCACCGAAAUAAGCGUGCUGCCCCAGCUGCCACUGAAGGGCAGAACAAACGAUGCAAGCCCUGAUGGUGGGUCCAGCCCAUCCCUGCACAUCCUCAUGGAUCAUCAGUGGGCAGACUGGGAGGACCCUCCAGGCCAAGAUGCCUUUGGCCCCUCCAGCUAACAUCCUUCUCUUCAGCUGACUUCUCCCUGUUAUCCUCUGUGCCCAGAUGCAAGUAGAUUAUGGACAGGGAUGUUGCUGAGUGGGGAUACCCAGCAAAGACUGGGCUGUUACAGCACCAUCUGGUGGCCUGUUACUCAUGGCAGCCUUGUCUGUCAGUGAAGCCAUGCUUCUUGGGAGGCAGUGCUAGUGUUAAGGCCCAAAGUUCCAAAUCAGUAUAGUGUUGGAACUGGAGCUAGGCAUUAACCUGCAGUGAGCAGGCCCAGGAGACCAUACUGUUGCUUGGUCACUAAGAGCUGUCCAGGACAGACAGGCUGAGGUGACCCAGGGCAGGGUGGUGGGGCUUCAGGUGGGAAGGAGGGAGUGUUGGUUGGGGCCAUGGUAGGAUGCUUUUAAGACUGUCAGAAUGAGAGCCCUUGCUGGAUGUGGCUGGCACUGAUACCCAGGGAAAGAAUUGGUGGGCUCCUUUUCCAGGGAUGGAGAGAUAAAAAGCCUUUCCAAUAGACAGUUUCACAAUCCUUUAAUGUA